This is a messenger RNA of Zea mays, 4614 nucleotides long. RefSeq names its product inositol-3-phosphate synthase-like. The transcript has 8 exons. The record is from RefSeq and is a predicted model, not a curated record. Gene Ontology annotation, molecular function: inositol-3-phosphate synthase activity. NCBI's taxonomy places the organism in Eukaryota, Viridiplantae, Streptophyta, Magnoliopsida, Poales, Poaceae. Bases 3393 to 4403 code for a protein of 336 amino acids. Gene Ontology annotation, biological process: phospholipid biosynthetic process; inositol biosynthetic process.
UCCGCGAUCCCUGCCCGUCCAUCCCACGCCCGCGUCGUCCCCCUCCCCCCGUGUGUUCUCUCUCGCUACUCCGAACCCUAGGAGACUGCGUCCACACCCUAGCGUCGCCGCCUACCCCCGCCCCCUGCCUCCCAAACCGUGCUCACCCCUCAGCCCCGGCGCUCGCCGCUGCCUUCCACACUGCGACAACCACCCCCUAAACCCUAACGCAUCUUCUCCACAACGCUGCCAGCCUCACCGCAUCAGAGUUCCUCCGCCUCCUCCUCAACGCCUAACCCUCGCCCCUGCGAUGCCGUCGUCGCCUGGUAUCUAAUCGACGUUUCGUCUGCGGAGGAACCCCAACGCGGUGAUGCGCUAGCCGUGGGGCGGCUGAUUCUCGGGCGGUGACGUUCGCGUAGGCGAGCGUGUCACCCCCCAGGAUCUAGAGCCGGAGGUCUUCUCGUUGUCGAGCCCCUCCGCGUUGUGGUGCCCAGUUGUUGAAAAAGCUACAGAUUAUGCUCUUGUAUGGAUCAAUAGGUUGUUGGUUGUUGGUCAUGACAUCGCCAUCAAGACAGAUAGGAAAGUUAUAUUUUUUCCUAACUAUAUAUGCUCUUACCUUUUCUUGUUCUCCAUAGUACAAAAGAUGAUAUUGAUUUUGUGGCUGGUUUCAUUUGUUUGAAUGCUCUUCAACUUUCUUACGCUUGUUUACAUUGGUGAGUUCUAUAAAGUAUUUAUGGAUAAAUGUUUGGAUGUACUGUUCUUUUAUGAUAGCUCAAUAUGCAUAGUCCAUACUAAACUUACCAUUUCUUUCUAGGUGUAAUGCUUUCUCUGUUGGUUAAACCACUCUACGAACAUUAUCAGGAUCAAGUUGAUGAAAAGGUUGUCGUUUGUUCUUGAGCUGGACUUCGAGCUAUCCAAUGCCUCCUUCCCCUUCUCUAUCAAAGUCCAUUGGCAAUGGUGUGCAGUUCCUCAACGGGCACCUGUCAUCAAAGCCUCUUACAUGACAAGGAGAUCAUGUACCACUUUCUUAACUUCAUUUGUGUUCACAACUACAAGGGGAUGAUGAGCCAUUAUUUUAUCUGUUUCUUUAUGUAAAUGUUGUCGAUAUUGUCUAGAAGUUGUCAUUAAGUCUAGCAUGUGAUUCAUGCCAGGUAAAAAUUGUCGUUUUCUUGUGUUUUCCAUUUUUAGCAAUACCUUCAGCGCUAAAUAAUGAGUUGCUGAUCUGCUGAAAAUUUUGACCUGGCAGUUAAUAAUCACAAAUAGUAAUCAUACAAUAUUUUUAAUCACAAGACACCUUAAACUUUUCACCACUAUUCAGGUUCCUGACCUCCCUGAUAGGGGACUCCUCUGAAGGAUAUAACAAGUGGUAUGUGCUUUGCUUUCCAUUUUAUCCCAUUUUUCCAUUUUGGCAUGUAAUAGUGUGACUAUGGGAACAUAAUUGAUGAAUCUAUAUGUUUUAGUUUCCAUUUCCUAAACAUAACUAAGAACCUUAUCCAGGGAAAUCAUUUUAGCUUUUUGCUGCUCCUUAUGUGCUUCAGAUUCAGCAAGAGAAUUCAAACUUUACGAGUUUUGGAAGACUAAUACCUAACUUUUUGGUAACUCGAAUGAAACAUGCACAUAUAGAUCACCCUGAUUACACGAUUGAUGGAGAGGAGGUACAUGGGGUGGGGUCCUAGAACAUACUGUAAUGUAUUAGGAGAUGGCGGCGAGCUAGGUACUGGAGCGACGGGGACUAAAGCUCUAGCGGCGACUGAAGAUGUUGACUUGGUCAGGCUUUCUCUUCCUAGAACUGGUGUAGAAGUCAAUCAAACACUCCCUAAAGAAAGAUCAAAAUCCAACAAGUAUUGGGAGAAAGUAUGCUAGUAGUACAUAACUCCGUUAAACUACAUCCUGUUAUUACUAUAUAUUUAUAAAAAAUAUAAGAUCUCAUCCACGUUGAGCUUCUCAGGUCAGUCACCAGGCUCAAGAUUUUAUUUCCAGCCUUAAUAUUGUUGCAAAGCAACCAUAUCAACAUAAUCUAGGUUGAGUUAUUGAGGCACUACAAAAUACUAUUAAUUUUGCACUUUUUAGAAAAUCUAUUCGACAUGGUGCAGUUCCUGGCGUGACAUCUCCUAUCAGACCACUAAGACCAACCUAUACAAGGUGAUCCAAUCCCCCAAGCCCUAUUCUUUGUCUUAUUAGUCCAUUUUGUUUUGGUAUCCUUGUUCUUGGGAGUGGCAACAUAUUAUCUGAUGUGUUAGAUUAUGCAGUUCCUAUUCAGCGACGUUAUUGCUCCUCUGAUUUUGUUUAACUUUCAGAAAUCAGAAAUGGUACAUGUGCUUAUUCCUUUAGAGGAUGUGACCUAUGGUGUUAUUUUCUACUCUUUUUUUUAAGUGUUAAAGUAGUUGCCAUCUGUUGAACAUGCUCUACUGAAAUCAAUCAGACAAUUAUCUAAGCUGGUGAGGCUACACACACCUAAUCUCUUCGUACAUCCAUUUUGCAUUGCAAUUCCAAUAGUAAGUUUACCUUAAUCUAUAUUUGUUUGUUGACGAACUUCCACAAACCUCCAGAACUCUGUGUAACAAGUGGUAUUGUUGUGGUCUACAUUAAGUCUUUGGGCUGUGGCAUAGGCCACGCUAUAUGCUCCAAAUAAUUUUCUUUCAAUUUGUACUAGCUUUUUCUUCUAGCAUUUAUUUACUUGAUCACAUGGAAUGUAUUAUGGUCACAUGUUUUUGUUUUUUAUGAUUGGAUAUUUCACGGGAUUACGGUUUAUUUUACCCUAUGCCUAUAUGCAAUAUGUACACUUCUAUGCUUUAUCUUUUUUCCUACUAAAGCCACAUGUACACUUAUAUACUAUUUAUGUCAUUGUAGCGUUAGCACUGGCACCUUAAUAUAUGAUUUAGACGUUGUACUCACUUCUUAGACUUUGUUUUUUCUGAUAUUCAAAUUGUAGUAUAAUUUGAUUUGUAUCAGGUUAGUUAUGUGUUGUUGCCAACGAAUUUGUGAGCUAUUGAGGUCGAUAAUUUUUGUGGUAUUUGCUUUUAUGUAAUCGUUGUGCAUGAACAUUUUAUCGAAUUGAUUGUGUGCCGCUGCAACGCACGGGCACCUAACUAAGCAUAUCUAAUUCUGAGUUUUGGUCAUUUGAAUUGGGUCUUACAAUAUGAGCUCAAUGAUUGGGAUAGUUUUGUUCAUUUUAUACCUUUCUAUAUAAUAUGUUAGUAUUACUUAGAUUUACAAGGUCUUUUGUCGGUGUUGCUUAAGUAUUUCUUAUAUUCUAAUAUCAUUGUUUUCGAGCAUGUUCUGCCCAAUCUUCUUCAGUGUGCCCAUCACCUUCUUAAUAUUGCCAUACACCAAAUUUAUGUCGCUGCAGGAGUUAUUUGAACUCGCAUUAGCAGGUGAAGAGCAAGGAGGAACUACACCAACUUUAUUAUCUGAUGAUGCCUGCGCACUGCCCUUCUCCACCACAUUGUCUUCAGCUGAUGGUGAACCCAGACAACCUUGUGUUUGGAGGCUGGGACAUCAGCAACAUGAACCUGGUAGAUGCCAUGACCAGGGCCAAGGUGCUGGACAUUGACCUACAGAAGCAGCUCAGGCCCUACAUGGAGUCCAUGGUGCCACUUCUCGGUGUUUAUGAUCCAGACUUCAUCGCCGCUAACCAGGGCUCUCGUGCCAAUAAUGUCAUCAAGGGCACCAAGAAAGAACAGGUGGAGCAGAUCAUCAAGGAUAUCAGGGAGUUUAAGGAGAAGAACAAAGUGGACAAGGUAGUCGUGCUAUGGACUGCAAACACUGAAAGGUACAACAAUGUAUGUGCUGGUCUCAACGACACAAUGGAGAAUCUGCUAGCAUCUAUGGACAAGAACGAGGCGGAGAUAUCGCCAUCAACAUUAUAUGUCAUUGCCUGUGUCACAGAGGGGGUGUCGUUCAUCAAUGGGAGCCCCCAGAACACUUUUGUGCCUGGGCUGAUUGAUCUUGCUAUCAAGAACAACUGCCUGAUCGGUGGUGACGACUUCAAGAGUGGGAAGACCAAGAUGAAAUCGGUCCUGGUUGAUUUCCUUGUUGGUGCUGGAAUAAAGUAUGUGCUGUACGUGGGAGACAGUAAGAGGGCUAUGGACGAGUACACAUCAGAGAUCUUCAUGGGCAGCAAGAACACCAUCGUGCUACACAACACCUAUGAGGACUCGCUCCUCACCACACCGAUCAUCCUUGAUCUGGUGCUCCUGGCUGAGCUCAGCACCAGGAUCCAGCUAAAACCUGAGGGAACGGACAAGUUCCACUCCUUCCACCCGGUGGCCACCAUCCUUAGCUACCUCACCAAGGCACCACUGGUUCCGCCCGGCACACUGGUGGUGAACGCUCUGGCAAAGCAGAGGGCGGUGCUGGAGAACAUCAUGAGGGCCUGCGUUGGCCUGGCCCUAGAGAACAACAUGAUCCUAGAGUACAAGUGAGCGAAGUGGCGUGGCCUGCAGCUGGAUAUGCAGGAGGCUGCAUGGAGGGAACUAGAGAGGCGAGAAUAGCUGUGGGAUUAUGUUGGCUUCUCGUGUUUUCUUUUGUGUUCUUUCCUGGUCAUCGUUGUCGCGCUAUUGUAUUUUAUUUGUUGGACUCUCGUGCCAACAAUGUCAUCAAACGUGUAUGGUGGUGCGUGCCUGAGACUGACAA